Umbelopsis ramanniana AG is the source of this 804-nucleotide messenger RNA. RefSeq lists its product as uncharacterized. Lineage: Eukaryota; Fungi; Mucoromycota; Umbelopsidomycetes; Umbelopsidales; Umbelopsidaceae. The record is from RefSeq and is a predicted model, not a curated record. Bases 376 to 660 code for a protein of 94 amino acids. The transcript has 2 exons.
CUCAUUAGACGUACCCUUUCAGCUGUUCCUUGACCACAAAGUGUUGCUAUGAUGUCGAUCUUUCUCGAAAUCAUCCUUCGGUAGGACGUAUGUGCUGCUUUCCACAUUAUGGAACUCCCGGCCGUGCAUCACUCGAGAAUUCGACUGAGUGGUACUCCGAGAGCUCACAAUAGAAGGGGUAUCGUCCUUCUUCGACUUCUUUUGAAAGCGUAAUGUUGAUUUCUUGUUGCCCAUUAGAAUAAAGAAAAAAAACGUGCUUCAUGUCCCUGAAGGCAGAAAACUGUAAUUCACAAAUUAUUUGGCCAAUCAAGGAGGUGGUAACACUGACACAAAACCAAGCACUCGGAAAGUUGAGUGUUACUCUGAGACUUCAAAAUGUGCUGUUAUAUUAAAAUGAUUAAAAAGAAAACUAUUCAGUUUCGCGGAGGAAGGAAGUAUGGUAUUAGAAUUAGAAGCAUAAAACCCUUCAAUCUGAGCCAGCAUGCAUUCAUAACAACUUGCCUUCUUCAUCAUAUGUCUCCGCUUGUAAUUGAAGGUCAACUUUACAAGCGAAUACUUUUUUGGAAGCCAACCAUGCUGUUUGCGGUGACGCUGUAUACCUUUUUCCCGAGUCCGGAAUACAUAUUCAAACGUAACAUCUGCCAAUAUGUAUGUCAAUGAGGGUAUAAAAAUGUAUUCAGAGUUGCCUCACAGCCUCCUUUCUUAGUCGUGGCCAGUCUGUACCAAAAAUUGAUUCCUGACUCCCAAGUCUUGAGCCUUGAUGGUUUGCUUUAUACCAUGGACAUUAAUUUUGCCAGCUAAUUG